Messenger RNA from Beta vulgaris subsp. vulgaris (sugar beet), 600 nucleotides. RefSeq lists its product as uncharacterized. The record is from RefSeq and is a predicted model, not a curated record. The transcript has a single exon. The coding region runs from base 1 to 600 and encodes 199 amino acids. Lineage: Eukaryota; Viridiplantae; Streptophyta; Magnoliopsida; Caryophyllales; Amaranthaceae.
AUGAAGACAGGGUUUCUUACACAGUGGCAGACCUCUUAUUCCAUAAAAGAGGGGUACAAAUGGUUACAAGGUGAAUCUAGGAAUGUUCCAUGGAGCAAAUGGGUGUGGAAUAGAUAUAACAUUCCAAAGCAUUCUGUAAUUGCUUGGAUGGCAACUCUUGGGAAGCUAAUAACUAAAGCUCAUCUAUUUGGAAUUGGAGUGGUUACUGAAAAGAUGUGUUUGAUGUGUGGUCUUCAAGAGGAGAGUAUAGAGCACUGCUUCUUUCAACGCAAGUAUAGUCUGCAGUGUUAUGUGAAGAUUUGCAGAAGAUUGAAGCUAUCAGCUACUCCAAUGGACCACAUCAACAGUUCCUGGAAGAAGUGGUCAAGGAAAUAUGCAUGUAAGAGGAAAAAGAGCACAUGUCUUGUUGUACUAGCUGCUUUGGUCUACCAAAUCUGGUGUGCUAGGAAUUGUGCCUACUGGGAGAAAAGAAUUCCAAGACCGGAGGUUCUAGUGGAUAAUGUGAUGCAUAGUGUUUGUAAUAGAGUUAGACAACUCAUUAAUUCCAAAUGGAGUCAGGGAGAGAAGGAUUGGUUAGAAGAACUAGCUAGAAUACAGUAG